This is a messenger RNA of Onychostoma macrolepis, 1838 nucleotides long. It is a transcript of the gene golga7ba, whose product is annotated as golgin A7 family, member Ba. Lineage: Eukaryota; Metazoa; Chordata; Actinopteri; Cypriniformes; Cyprinidae. The record is from RefSeq and is a predicted model, not a curated record. The coding region runs from base 576 to 1097 and encodes 173 amino acids. Gene Ontology annotation, cellular component: palmitoyltransferase complex. Gene Ontology annotation, biological process: protein targeting to membrane; peptidyl-L-cysteine S-palmitoylation. The transcript has 5 exons.
UCGCUUUAUUUUAAGGCGUCCUUGUUACACGUUGCAUGUACUUACUAUUAUAAAUUAUGCAUAAUUACAUGCAAACCAAACUCUAACCCUAACCAUAUAGUAAGAACAUGUAGUCAGUUAAUAUUACUCAGUACUUAAAGCAGUAAUUGCACUGUUAAAAAGGACACCUUAAACUAAAGUGUGACCAAGUUUUGCAACGAUAAAUGUUGUAAGAAUACAAAAUAAGCUUUUUCACACGUGCUCUCAGAUAUGUGGACUUAUUUAGUUGUUUAUUGCUGACACAGAGUGUCAUGAUUGCCUGAAAUGCUGUUGCUUAGAGCAGAUGCUUAGAUCGAUAACAGAAAGUGUGUUCUGACAGCACUGUGUCCAUCACACAAGAUGACACGGGCUUGUGUUUGUGGUCAGAAGGAUCUGGUGCCGUAUUCAAAUGAGCGCGAGCAGUGCGCGUGUGACGCAGCGGAGCGCGCAGCUGGACAUCAAAGAGGAUAAAAGCGACUGUCCACGGCUCGAUAAGCUCUUUUAGCGAAAGCAGAUAGAGUGUUUGUGCGUCUCUUUCAUCGGUGACCGGAUCAGGAAUGAUUUCAGCACCGCGGACAGCGACGGACCGAACAAAACUCCCGUACUGCCACGAAUCUUUCCAUAACCUUCAGGAGUUGAGACACAGUGCAUCUCUGGCCAAUAAGGUCUUCAUUCAGAGAGACUACACGGAUGGCACCGUCUGCAAGUUCCAGACCAAGUUCCCCUCUGAGUUAGACAGCAGGAUUGAGAGGACGCUGUUUGAGGACACGGUGAAGACGCUGAAUAAUUACUAUGCAGAGGCGGAGAAGAUCGGAGGCCAGUCCUACCUCGAGGGAUGUCUGGCCUGCCUCACGGUUUACCUCAUAUUCCUGUGCAUCGAGACACGCUAUGAGAAGGUGCUGAAGAAAAUCUCACGGUACAUUCAGGAGCAGAAUGAGAAGGUCUACGCUCCUCGAGGUCUCCUCAUCACAGACCCCAUAGAGAGAGGCAUGAGGGUCAUUGAGAUCAGUGUGUACGAGGAUCGUGGCUCCAGCGGUUCUAGCUCAGGAAGCAGCACAACCAGCAGCAGCGGACGAUGAUUCACACACACACACUCACCCACGUGUGACGCCUUCAUACUGACGCCCGCUGAACAGACACGACAGCGACCGCUCAGCAUCGCCAAACACAAACACACCUGACAUGAACUGCCUCCACGAGACACAUCAGCUGCUGGAUCAGCAGCUCGUCAUUACCUCAGUCAUCACCGCCACCUUCACUGACCUGCAGCCGUUGCACAUCCUCCAGUCUCUCGCUGUAGCAUCCUGGGUAAAGCGCACAUGAGCUUCUGUCACUGUAAUAUGCAAUCUCACUCACAAACGCCUGUGAUGUAGCUGCCGAUCGGCACACGACAGUCUUCCAUCGUCACGAUUUUUCACCCUUUUUUUUGUUUGAGAAUUUAAUGAGCACUUUUACUCCAAUUAUUGAACAGAAGUCAGAUUUUAGACUAGGUAGAUGUCAAGGACUGAACUCUAAGCCCAUAUGUUUUAUACAGGCCCCAGACACUGCCAUCUUCUUCCACGGGUACUAUUUAUGACUUUGUCGUUUUGUUUUAUUUCAUAGUGUGCUAAUCGUUCAUGCUUUGUACUCAUAACGCGUCGUCAGAGCAGAAACGAGUCCUGAAGACAUGACUGCCAAGAGCCAGAGCUUCCUCACAUGGUCCUUCAUCAUGAGCUUCCAUUUCGUACGAGAACCUUUGGCCCCUGUUUAUGCAAAGAUCAAGAGUUAAAGAAGCUGAGAGUGCUUUUCUGUUGUGUAGCAAAAUAAAUAAACAAUGAUGG